Molecule: messenger RNA, 6750 nt
Organism: Vicugna pacos (alpaca)
Lineage: Eukaryota; Metazoa; Chordata; Mammalia; Artiodactyla; Camelidae
Source: RefSeq, a predicted model, not a curated record
AUGGUCUUUGAAUACACUCGCAGUACCUUGUUGGGUAAGGUGAAAGAAACCUCAGUCAGUGUGAGUGGAUACGAACAGUGGACGUGUGGGGAAAGGGUUAACACUGUGUGCUGCAACUCGCUCGAGUUUCAGAAAGUUCUCUGGGGAACCCAACUGCAGAGUCCCUUCGCGGACCCUGCCUGCGAGACCGACUGUAACAAGAUGCUGGGGCUCGAGGUGCUCGCCCCUUGCUUUGUGCGAUGGAAAAGAACCAAUAAGGAGCGAGGCAAAAACUGGAAGUUCUUGGAGGAGAACAUCUUGCUGCUACGGAAGCAAUUGAAUUGUUUGAGGAGAAGAGAUGCUGGUUUAUUGAACCAGUUGCAAGAACUCGACAAGCAGAUCAGUGACCUGAGACUGGAUGUAGAGAAGACAUCUGAGGAGCAUCUGGAGACAGACAGCCGACCUAGCUCAGGGUUUUAUGAGCUGAGUGAUGGGGCUUCGGGAUCCCUUUCCAAUUCCUCUAAUUCGGUCUUCAGUGAGUGUUUAUCCAGUUGUCAUUCCAGCACCUGCUUUUGCAGCCCCUUGGAGGCAACCUUGACUAUCUCAGAUGGUUGCCCCAAAUCUGCAGAUGUGAAUCCCAAGUACCAGUGUGAUCUGGUGUCUAAAAACGGGAAUGAUGUGUAUCGCUACCCCAGUCCACUUCAUGCCGUGGCCGUGCAGAGCCCAAUGUUUCUCCUUUGUUUGACUGGCAACCCCCUGAGGGAAGAGGAGAGGCUGGAUAACCAUGCCAAUGACAUUGGUGUCGGAUCCGAGCUGGAUGCCGUCAAGACAGACACUUCCUUACCAUCUCCAAGCAGUAUGUGGGCUGCUCCUCCUCCUUCAUCCAGUAAGAAAAUGGAUGGUUACAUUCUGAGCCUGGUCCAGAAAAAAACACACCCCGUAAGGACCAACAAACCAAGAACCAGUGUGAACGCUGACCCGACAAAGGGCCUUCUGAGGAAUGGGAGCAUUUGUAUCAGAGUGACUGGGGGUGUCUCACAAGUCAACAGUGGGAACCUUAAGAAUUCUAAACAGGUGCCUUUGCCCUCCGGCGGGAUCCCCCCUUUGGACAGUGGGACAUUCUCCCCGCUGAAACAGUGGUCAAAAGAAUCAAAGCCAGAACCACUAGAAAGCAAGAGGCUGACCCCGCCCGAGGGCUGCUCCCCAGGCACUGCCACUGAACUUCAAGGAAAGCAUCUGCUCAAAAAUGCCAAGCCAGCCGCCCAGGACCAUGCGAGGUGUCCCCCCGCUGGGACAGGGGAGCCCCCUAAGGAAAGCGGUCACAUCCCAGCUGCCUCUCCGAAAGAGAGCCCUGGGAGAGGCCCCGCGCCGCUGCAGGAGAACAAAGUGGUCCAGCCACUGAAAAAGGCGUCCCAGAAAAACAGCCCGCAGGCUGCCGCUCCGGGGGCCUACGCCUACGUGGCCAGCGACUCGGAGUACUCAGCCGAGUGCGAGUCCCUGUUCCACUCCACCGUGCUGGACACCAGCGAGGACGAGCGCAGCAACUACACCACCAACUGCUUCGGCGACAGCGAGUCCAGCGUGAGCGAGGGCGACUUCGUGGGCGACAGCACCAGCAGCAGCGACUCCGAGGAGAGCGGCGGCUUGAUUUGGUCCCAGUUUGUCCAGACUCUGCCCCUGCAGCCCGUGCCAGCCCCGGGCCUCCGCAACAACCCCACAAAAACCUUCGUCAAAAUCAAGGCUUCACAUAACCUCAAGAAAAAAAUCCUCCGCUUUCGGUCUGGCUCUUUGAAACUGAUGACAACCGUUUGAGGAGCAUUCUUGGUUGUGGAAGGUGGGGUCCCCGCGCCCCUAGUUCCCGAAGAAAAGGUGACGUCUUAGUUUUUUCGUGUAAAAAUUUCAUGGAAUGCUUUCCUUUGUUAAGAGAAAACCGAGGUGAAUUAUGUCUCAUCUUCGUCGUGUAUGGACACUAGUGCCUUUAAUGGAAGGUAAAGAAUGUUUUGCUGGUUAGAAGUGAAUAUUGAGUUUCUAAUGGUGGUGAUAGUGAGUGGAUUUUGUGGUAUCAGAUGAUUUUUAUUUGAAAUUUUCUGAGCAUUUGUGAAGGCACAGGUUUUGAUGUUCAAGUGUUAAUGGGUUGAGACCUUUUGCUCUGAAGGUCAGGUGGAUGGAAUUUUAGGACAUACAUUUGCUUCUUUGGUUCUUUAGGGCAGCGUCUCCAGGAGGUUUUUUCCUGUUGGGGGUAUCGCAUACAAUUGUGUGAAGUAGGUACAAGGGGCAGUCGUGGUUUUCUGUAAUUUUUUACAUACAGUACAUUCUAUUUUCUUCUCAGGAUUGUUUGGUUUACUGGACUCAGAACUUGAGGACCAGACCCUAAAUCCAGAGAGGUGACCUGGAUGGGUAGGCUAGUAAUAAACCUUAAAGGAUUCACUAAAACCUUUGCCACACUUGGUGCCUAGGCCCUGGUUACAGUAACCCCUUCUAGGGCCGGUUACCCAACAUUGAUGCCUUUCUCCUCCUCCCUAAUUUGCAGCAGAUCCAACCAUUCUUCCCUUGGAGACUUGCCUUUGAGAUAACAUUUUGGUCAUUGUGUAUAGAGAAAUUCACUCCUAAUGAAAUGACCCUUAGGUGUGACUCCAAGCUCAGAAUUGCUCACUGAGCACCGUACCACGUAAGCGUUAGCCCAAACACAUUAGUGCAAUCCAGUCCAGCUUGGACCACCGACCCUGUCUGGUGGUCCUUUUUUAAAAUAAAUGUUUUUGGUAAACAGUAUUGUGUAAAAUUGCUUUUUUUAUACCAAUAUCUGCAUGUUUUGUGCAUGAGUAGUAUUUGUUUUGAUAUUCCUAUUGGUGUUAAAUGACUGUAUGAUAUAAACAGUAUGUGUUUUUAUAUAUCUUUGUGUAAAUUUAAUAUAACACAUUAUAUGCUGUAAUAAACGAUUUGUUUUACUGCUGUUAAGUUUGUUAUUUGGGUAUAAAACCAGAUGUUUACACCUAUAAAUCUUGCACUGAUUUUUGUGGGAUUUAUAUUAGGCCUAUUCUAGCAUUAGAAUAUCAUUUGCAAUAAUUUAGGCAGAUUUUAGGGGUGUUUGAAUGGAUGGUGAGUAAGCAAAUGAGGAAAAGUAAGCCAGUUAGAAUAGUUAAGGUGCUUCUUUACAAUAUAAGGUAAAUUUGAUAUCUUCUUAGGAAAUUAUUUCUGAGAAGACUUCCCCCCACCUCCCCCAGCUUCUAAGUAUAAAAAAUUUUCAACAUGGAAAAGUUGAAAGGAUAGUACAAUUAACUCCUACCUAGCUACCACCUAGGUUCAACAAUUGUUGAUGUUUUGCCAUGCUUGCUUUAACUCUCUUCAUUUAUAUAUUAAAAACAAUUGCUGGUUUUGUUCGUCAAGGACAGAUUUUGGCAAUCCUCCCUCUCCCCACCACAUUAUUUUAAAGUAAAAUAAUUAUUUUACUACUGCAUUAUUUUAAAGUAAAUUUCAGGCAUCAUGAGAUUGCAUCUCUAAAAACUUGGGCAUGUAUUUCCUAAGAACAAGGAGAUUCUUUUCUUCCAUAGCAUCACACCACCAUGAUCACACCUAAGGAAAAUUGACAAUAAUUCUUAAUAUCAUCAAAUAUUCAAUCUCUAUUCAAGUUUUCCAACUUGUUUCAAGAAUUUUUUAAUAACAAUUUCCCCAUUCCUCCCCAACCAGGAUUCAAUCAGUGUUACACAUUGCUUUUCGUUAUAGAUCCCUAAUCUUUUAAGUCUAGAAUAGCUUCUCCACAUAUAUAUUUCUAAAAUGACAUUGGGUUUUUAAAGUCAGCACAGUUGCCUUAUAGAAGGGCCAACGCUCUGGAUUUGGUUGUUUCUUUAUGUUGUCUUCUAACGUGUAGUUCCUCUAUUUCCUGUGAACUGUGAAGGCCUGAUUGGAUUUGGGUUAAACAUUCUUGGCAAGAAGAAUUUCACCAGUGAUCUUGUGUAGUUUUAGUGCUUCACAAUAAGAAACAUAGUAUCAGUUUGCCCUACUGUUACUGAAUUUGAGAGUGAUCCUUUGGUCAAGUUAGUGAGCAGAGUUUUCUCCACUAGAAAGUUUCCUUUUUUCCCUCUUUGCAAAUGUUUAGUAUUUGUGGGUGAUUCUUUGGUACUGUCUAGAUAUCCUAUUCUUCAUAACUUUCCACUUAAUGACUUAGGUUUCUUUGCCUGAAUCAGUUACUGCCUUGGGGAUGCAAAAUGGUGGUUUUCUAAAUAUCUUUCUUUCUACUUUUAAAAACUGACAUGCUACCAAAAAGAGCUUUCCUUAUUUUUUCCCUUUCUCUUUGUUUUAAAAUAUUAUGAUGGACUUAAGGAUUUUUAUUCAUUUGGUACUUUAUAAUCACUUACAGUUAUUGUUCUUUUUGAUGCUCAGCAUGUCCCAACUUUGGCCAGUGGGAGGGUAAAUUUUUUUAAAAGAAGACUGUAGAAUAGGCUCAGUCUCAUAAUUCAUUUUUAUUAUGAAAUGUACUCAAUUAAAAUGAUUUUUUGGAUGGUAAAUUUCAGUGCAACAAAAAUCCCUUAAGUAUUCGUUUUUUGUUUCUGUCUUGGAAAUGAUUUCUUUUCCUGUAAUUUAUAAACCUCUUAUCUUUAAGAAGGCCUUUAACUUUGGAACAUAGCAUGGCUUAUAAAGAUAAGACUUUUUUUCCCAAUAAGACAUCCUUUUUUCAGCAAGACAUCUUUCUAGCAAGAUAUCCCUCUAGCAAGAUAUCCCAGACAAUUCUUCUUCAAGAUGUUGUAGAGAUGCUCAUCUUUUAGUAUUCAUAUGUUUUUAUAUGCAACCAGUCAUUCUUCUUUGACUAGAAUUUGUCUGGUUACCUGAUUAAAUCUAAGCAAAGCACAAACAAGGGGAUGAUCUCACCAUCUUUUCUAGUCCUGUGAUCCAAUCUCUUUGGGGGCGAGUUGUAGAGUUUAUUGUGUAACGCAACUGUGACCUGCAGUUCUUGAAUUGUGUCCAAAUCGUUCUCAAUAAGCAUUAUGCUCAGAAGGGGCUGCUUUCUGAAAACCAGCUUCUGAGUAAUUACAUUGUAGGUGACGGAACGCCAAAGGAAGAGAAGCGUGAAAAACAGGAUUUUCAAAGAACCUUGGGCUUGUCCUCCUCUGUUGCUUGACUUGCCUGUAGCUAGCAGUAGUACUGCACUUGGAAAAUUGGGUUUUGUCCAAUAUUUUCAAUGACAAAAUAUCUGCUAUUGUUUCAAACAAAAGAGCUCUUUAAAAUAUUUUCCUUCAUUUAAACAAAUCACAAAUGCUUAUUGUCAGACAAAAAAUAUCAGAUCUGCACACAGGUGUUUACACUCUUCUCUCUUAAUCCUGCUCAAAUCCUACUCUUUGGUAGCGUUGGUGUAUGUAUUUCCAUACUCUGUUAUAUGCAUAAAUAGAUAACCUUUAUAUUUUUUCUUCAAAACCAAGUCUCAGUCUAUAUGUCUCAUUCUGUAUCUGGCUUCCUUCAUUUUGUGAAUAUAAUUUUCAGUGCUUAUUAAUGGGAUUCCAAGUAUUUCUCACUGAGGAAAAAGGCACCAGAUUUUAUGGGCUACUUGUUUGCUCUGCUUAGAAUAAUUCUAAUAUUUAGCAACAGAAGUGUUAUCUGAGUGCUAUACAUUUGUACAUAUUUGCCUUCCUAGUUUUCUCAUCAUUUUGUUAUUUUGUACUGUGAGGUCACUUCAGUGGAGUAUUAUUGGGGGAAUCCUGUGAGACUUGAUUAAGAAUUUUGCCAUACUGAGGAACUUUGUAUUUUUUUCUGCCCUGUACCUCAGGGACAUUUCCAGGCUGGACCACUUCGAAGUUCAUUUCUCUACUUUGGGGUUACCUGACUACAGAGGUGGUAUAAAUUCAAAUCCCAGGCCCACAUGAGGGUAUACUGCGCUUACAUGUUCUCAGAGGAGAAUUUCCCAAGGCAGACGAGCUGUUUAUUUUCAUCCUGGGCCAGGAAGUGGAUUUUUUUUUUUUCCUGGACCAACCUUUCAGUGCUGGUAGGAAUAUGGGGAAGUCUCAGUUACACAUCCAAACCCUGUGAAAGCUACGUCCCUGUCCCUGAGUGCCUUGCUUAAGGUUCCAGAAACUUCUCCCUCUGCUCUCCAAAGGCAGACCAAAAUUGAGUGCCAUUUUUUAGUCCAUAAAUGCUUGUGAGGAUGUUUGGUAAUAGUUUGUCCAUCAUUUCUAAGUGUUUUACAGUGAGACAAGUGACAAGUAGGUUAUCUGUUCCAUUGAAGGGCUAGAAACAGAAACCAUAGAGCUAUAUGUUGCCUUUGCCGAUACAUUGGAUUCUCCCUUCCCUGUCUUAUUUUUGGUACAAUAUUAUUGAGGUACAACUGAAGUAUGAUAAAAUGCACAUAUGUGAACUCUACAGUUUGAUCAGUUUUUACACACUUAUGUACCCACAUAAUCACCCUAAUCAAUACAGCAAACAUUUCCAUCAUUCUCAAAAGUUUCCUUGGUAUCUUUGUAUUCCAUCUCUCCCUCCACCUCUGUCCCCAGACAACCACUGCUCUGAUUUCUGCCACUAUAAAUUACUUUGUAUAUUCUAGAAUUCUGUAUAAAUGGAAUUAAACAGCGUGUAUUCAUUUUUUGCCUGAAGUUUUCAUUCCACAUAAUGAUUUUCAGAUUCGUCCAUGUUGCUUCAUGGCUCAAUAGUUCAUUCCUUUUUAUUGCUGAGUUGUAUUCUUCUAUAUAGAUAUAUAACGAUUUGUUUAUCCCAUUUACUUGUUGAUGGACAUUUGGGUUCUUUCCAGUUUGGGGCUAAUUACAAAUAAAGCCAUGAAGAACUUUCAUA